Molecule: messenger RNA, 1515 nt
Organism: Ooceraea biroi (clonal raider ant)
Lineage: Eukaryota; Metazoa; Arthropoda; Insecta; Hymenoptera; Formicidae
Product: putative transferase CAF17 homolog, mitochondrial
Biological process (GO): iron-sulfur cluster assembly
Cellular component (GO): mitochondrial matrix
Molecular function (GO): protein binding
Source: RefSeq, a predicted model, not a curated record
AACUUCUAUUACCUACCGACAAAGGCCACUGCACACGUGAUCCCCAGGAGCACUUUCCGAGAGUAUCCUUCCGAAUUUCGAGAAGACGGAUCGAACUGAUUUACGAGUUGAUUACUCGUCAGGCCGUAUACUUCUGGGACAAGUGCGAUCAAACGUCAAAAAUAAAUUGCUUCUACCGAAUGCGUGUAUUUCUCGUAGAGGUAAAAAGGGAUCCAUCCGGAUCCAUGACGCAUCCGCCACGAUGAUUAUUCGCGUUAGUCGCUCCACCUUAGGAACGUGCAAGCGACACAAGGGAAUCGUUGACUAUCAAAGGCGUGCGAUUAGACGCAGUUCCACCCAGACCGCCAACAAGAUACUGGAACGCUUGCACGACAAAAGUGUAUUACGGGUAAGCGGCAAUGAGGCCUCCACUUUCCUGCAGGGAUUGAUAACGAACGAUAUGAAGCAUCUCGAUGAGGGGGCACCUAGCAUCUACACUCUGUUCUUGAACACCAGAGGCAGGGUGAUGUGCGACGCUAUAGUGUACAAGACCCAGGAAAGUGACUCGUACUACGUGGAAUGCGACUCACGCAUCGCCGCACCUCUAGAGAGACAUCUGAAAAUGUACCGCGUGAGACGAAAGAUAGACAUAGGACACGUAGAGGACCAGGUCGCAGUCUGGUCGAUGUUCGAUCCGACCGAACCCUUCAACGUCGCGACCACGACGAACGAAAAUGGCAAACGGAAACUGGAAGGAAUGAUAUUCCCGUGCGGCACGAUAAGCGACAAAGCCAGCAAGUUUAUCGGCAGCAUCACGAUACAUCAAGAUCCCAGGCUGCCCGACCUGGGUGUUAGAAUUUUAGCGGAGGCCCAGAUCGACGAGCGCGAGAUAACGAAGCAUUUCGAGCACGCUGUACGCCUGUCGGAUCGCGCCGAAAAUUACAGAGCGUUUCGAUAUAAGCUCGGAGUCGGGGAAGGCACGUGCGACCUACCACCCGGGAAAGCGUUGCCCCUCGAGAUCAAUUGCGAUUACUUGCACGGCGUCAGCUUUUACAAAGGCUGCUACAUCGGGCAGGAAUUAACCGCGCGCACGUAUCACACCGGCGUGGUGAGGAAGCGCCUGAUGCCACUGACGUUUCACCCUCCUCAUCCUAUCGAAACGGUCAGGUCGCUCGCGUACGACGAAAAGAUUCUCGACGAGUCCGGUAAUGUCGUGGGAAAGUUUCGGGGAUACGCCGAGAAAUAUGGAUUGGGCCUGAUGCGUAUCAAUGAAUCUCUCAAGGCUCAGCGACUCUCGAUCUUGGACGUGAACGUCCAAGUUAGCAAACCCGCGUGGUGGCCUCAAGAAUUUCAGGAGACAGUUUCCGCCAAAGAUGCCAAGUAACGAGACACUCCGAAGUAUUGUAUUCGACCUAGUAACAUCUACACGCACGUAACGUGUCGCGAGUACAAAAAUUAUCGCGACAAAUGUAGGAAUUCGCGAUCCCCGACACCUGACAUUGUAUAUUGUAAAAUAAAUUUCUUCCAAAGCCGAAA